Messenger RNA from Xenopus laevis (African clawed frog), 1571 nucleotides. RefSeq names its product endo/exonuclease (5'-3'), endonuclease G-like (gene exog.L). Gene Ontology annotation, molecular function: endonuclease activity; 5'-3' exonuclease activity; single-stranded DNA endonuclease activity. Gene Ontology annotation, biological process: apoptotic DNA fragmentation. NCBI's taxonomy places the organism in Eukaryota, Metazoa, Chordata, Amphibia, Anura, Pipidae. Gene Ontology annotation, cellular component: nucleus; mitochondrial inner membrane. The record is from RefSeq and is a predicted model, not a curated record. Bases 61 to 1161 code for a protein of 366 amino acids. The transcript is spliced from 6 exons.
GGAUGCGCAUGCGCGGAUGUUCCCCGCCCCUUUCUUGUGAGGCUCUCUGCGCAUGCCCGGAUGUUCCCCGCUCCUGUAACAAGCAUGGUGGCAUCUUUCUCCUGGCGGCUCUUGAGCCCGAGAUUCCUCGGGGGGUUUGUACUGGGAGCAGCAGCGAGUAGCGCUUCAUGUGUGGCCGCUCUGCAGCUGUAUGACAAGAGGGAACCCGAACUGGCUCCUGUAGCUCCGGUACAAAAAGACCCUUUGGAAGAAUAUGGCUUUCCGCUCACUGGCACAGAAGCCCGCCAAUAUAUAAACCAUGCUUUAGCCUAUGACCCUGCAAAGAGAACCCCGAAAUGGGUAAUUGAACAUCUCUCCAGAACCAAAACUGUAGGUAGUGCAGACAGAAAACACUGCAAAUUUAAGCCUGAUCCCAAUAUUCCCAAGAUGUUCAGUGCUACAAAUGAAGACUACCUGGGGAGCGGAUGGACAAGGGGUCACAUGGCACCAGCAGGAGACAACAAGUUUUCUACAGAGGCGAUGGCAGAAACUUUCUAUCUGUCCAACAUUGUGCCACAGAACUACGAGAAUAACGCUGGUUUUUGGAAUAGGAUGGAAAUGUACUGUAGGGAUCUGACAAAGAGAUUUGAGGAUGUCUGGGUGGUUUCAGGCCCUCUGGAGUUGCCCACGUCCCAUGAAGAUGGAAAGAAAAGGGUCACAUAUGAGGUGAUUGGAGCAGAUGAAGUUGCUGUGCCGUCCCAUCUAUACAAGGUGAUCCUGGUGAGGGAGAAAGGCUCCGAGCAGCCUCUUGCUAUUGGGGCAUUUGUGGUGCCUAAUUCUCCCAUUGGUUUCGAUCACCAGCUCCCUGAAUACAAAGUCCAACUGGAGGACCUGGAAAAAAUGUCCGGCUUGUUAUUCUUCCCUCAACUGGACAGGGACAAAGGCCUGAAGCCCCUCUGUGACGUGGAUUCCUGCAGACUCAUUCAGCUCCAUGAGUUUAAACUGUACAUCGCUGCACGCAGGGUGGGUGGUGCGAGGAACCUGCAGAAACUGGAGCGGAUCCUCUCUGAAUUAAAGGAAGAGGGCAUCACCCCGGAUGGUUAUUUAUUGGACCUUUAUGAAAAGAAAAGGAAAGAGUUUUCACUCAAGAGCGGGACUGACCGUGAUGAGAGGAAAGGAUAAACGCAAGCAAUAUGGCAGCUCCUUCCAAGCAAUCCCUGUGGAAUAUACCAUGUUUGACAUUUUAACAGAUACAAUUUCUGUGGGUUGUACCAUUAAAGGGGAUGUUCACCUUUAAAUUAACUUUUACUAUGAUGUAGAGACAAUUUGCAAUUGGUCUUCAAUUUUCAUUAUUUGUGUUUUUUUUUUAUUUUUUAAAUAUUUUUGUUCAGCAGCUAUCCCACUUGGCAUUUCAGCAGUUCUGUUGCUAGGGUUUAAAUUACCUUAGCAACAGGCAGUGGUUCAAACGAGAGACCGGUAUAUGAACAGUAAAAGGCCUGAUAAUAAAAAGAAAUGAUAAAAUGUAACCAUAAAAUUGUAGCCUUCCAGAGUAAUAGUUUUUCGCUGCUGGGGUCAGUGACCCCCAUUUUAAA